GGGUGGGGGGAAGGGAGAGAGGCCGGUACAGCUACCCGGGAGUCCCCUUCCAGUUGCACCAUCCUCCAGUUUCGUCCACCUGCUCAGUCCCCCCCAUCCCCCUCCCCGCCUGCUCCUCCCUCCCCACUCCCAACCCCACAGCCCGCUCGCCUCGAUCCCCGCCUGCCAGCCCCUGCCGCUGCCGCCGUAGCCACAGCCGCACGCUCCGCCCUGGGCGCCUCUGGGGCCCGCCGCGGGGGGGUGCGGGGAGGGAGGGCGUCAGUGCAGCGGGGUACCGGGCUCAGCCUGAUUUACGGCUCUGCUGAAAACCGCUUCGUCCGAGCCUCUGCCCGAGCUCUGGCCAUUGCCACCGCCGCCGCAGCAGCAGCAGCAACAAGUCUGGAUCUUCAGAGUAAUGCAACAGAAGGCUUUUGAGGACAAUCGAUACCCCUGGCAAGAGUCCUUCGACAAUGUUGCAGUGUGCCUGCCCUUCCGCUGCCCCCGGUGCGGGGAUCACAGCCGCUUUCGAAGCUUGUCUUCCCUGAGGGCCCAUCUCGAGUUCAGCCACAGUUACGAAGAGAGGAGCCUCGUGACAAAAUGCAGCCUUUUUUCUCCCCUCAAAGACCCAGACCUGAUCACUUCCUCGGAGCCCCUGAAGCAGGGGAAACUGGGGAGCGGCGGCCGAGCGGUCAAGCAGAAGGCGAACUAUGUGAACUUGUGCCACCUGUCCCGGGAGAACCUGCGGGAGAGGAAGUCCCUCCAGCUGGUGGCGGAGAGACCGGUGUCCUUCGUGCCCAUCUACACCUCCAUAGACUCCUUAGGGGGCCCAAGGUCCAGCCCUGGGCUGCCCACCACGGAUGCCAAAGCUUCCUUUGAGGCCCACGUGAGGGAAAAGUUCAAUCGGAUGGUCGAGGCGGUGGAUAAGACCAUCGAGAAGAGGAUUGACAAGUUGACCAAAGAGCUCACGCAAAAGACGGCGGAACUUUUGGAGGUGCGGGCGGCCUUUGUGCAGCUGACGCAGAAAAAGCAAGAAGUUCAGAGGCGCGAGAGAGCCUUGAACCGGCAGGUGGAUGUGGCCGUCGAGAUGAUUGCUGUGCUGCGGCAGCGGCUCACCGAGUCCGAGGAAGAGCUUCUCCGGAAGGAAGAAGAAGUCGUCACCUUCAACCAUUUCCUGGAAGCAGCUGCGGAGAAGGAAGUCCAGGGAAAAGCCAGACUACAGAAUUUCAUCGAGAACCUAUUACAACGGGUUGACCUAGCUGAGAAGCAAUUAGAGUAUUAUCAAAGCCAGCAGGUCUCAGGCCAUGGCAAGGGGGCCAGCGAACACUUGUUUACAGACAUCGCCUCAAAUAGGAAGUCCAAAUGCCUGUGCCGAGGGGGCCCGCACCCUGCCUGCCACAACCCUGACCUCAGGGCCCACUUCCAUGCAAAGGGAAGGAAUUCCUUGAGGAAAGCCAAGGAGGAGCGAGGCAGCGUGCAGUCAGCUAGGUUUGCCCAUGACUUCGCCGAUUCCCCGAGAGAACUCUGGAGACCGAUGAAGAAAGGGGAGCCACUGGGCCAGGCCAGGAAAGUCAACGUCAAGGCAAAAAUGGUCAAAAAAAAGCCAGCAGCCAUCGUCAAUGUCAUCUGAAGAGGGUGGAGGACUCCAAGCUGCCAGACUUGAGUUUGAGGAAGGGAAAGAACUUGAUCUAAGAACCACUGGCUGAGUUCCUUGGUACAUUGUGACUAUUAACCCAUGAAUGGUGUGUGAACAGGAAAACCUCAAUUAACGGGAGCAUCGAGUGAACCACCUCUGGGGACCACAUGGUUCUAGAGGCAGAUCCCUCAGACAAAUUGGUAUUAAUGCCCCAAUUCUGUGCUUUCAGGGUAUGCUUGAUGGUCCUUGCCACUUCUACCUGAUCCUUUCCCUCUUUGAGUAGACAGUGCUAGUCAGUGAUUGCUGACCAUCUACAUCCAAGGUAGCGUGGUGGCCUCGGCCAUCCGAGGAACAUUUAGCUACACUCCCUGACUUACUAAGAUGAAAGUGAAUUUAAUAAAGUUGUUUUUUCUCUAACAACAAAAAUUGGAACAAAAAAAAGCGAUACUACCUUGGGACUUGAUUUAAAAAAAAUUUUUUUAAACCCUUACCCUCUGUCUUAGUAUCAGUUCUAAGACAGAAGAGCAGCAAGAGCUAGACAAUUGGGGUUAAGUGACCUGCCCAGGGUCAUGCAGCUAGGAAGUAUCUGAGGCCAGAGUUGAACCUAGAUCCUCUGGACUCCAGGCCUGGAGCUCUAUCCAAUGAGCCACCUAGCUGCCCCUACCUUGUGACUUUAAACAAGUCACUGAACCUCAGUUUCCCAAUCUGUAACCUAAGGGGGUUGAACUGGCUGGCCUUUGAAUUUCCUUCCAGUUCCAGUUCUUUGAUCCUCCAAUCCUAUAGUUUCAGAGUUAAAAAUAAAUUUGAAUAAAUCAGUUUACCAGAAUCCCUAUUUUCCCAAGCCUUCUGGUUCAUUGAGGUUUUGCUGUCGAGUUUCCUCAAAUAAAACCAUUGGUUAUAGGGAUAUGUUUCUCUGGAUCCUAGGAUUCUGUUAUUCUUCUUGGAGGCAGCAGCGGAUUUGGGGUCUAGAAACCCAGGUUCAAAUCUCACCCUUGCUCCUUUUGAGUUGUGUGACUUUGGGUCAAUCAGUUCUGUCUUAGGGUUGAACUUAGGUCCCUUCCAGCUCCUCGGUUCCCCCGUGGAGCCUGACUUGGGUUCAUCUCCAUCCUUUACUACGGCUGUACAUUCUGCACCCAGACAGCCUGAUGCUGCUGCAUGAUCUUCCUAGCAUCUCCUUGGUCCCCUGUGGCUGUUCUGUCCAUUCAAUCGACAUUUGGAAUCAGCCCGUGGGUCCGGCUGCUUGUACUGAGCAGUGGCCACCUUCUUCAGCAUUGUCCCGGGUCUGCAGAUGCUAGAAACAUCAGCACGGCUUUCCCUUCUCAGUCCAUGCUCUAUUGGCAGUGGUAGUAAGUGGAUGUGAAUCUCUCUCUGAUAUCUUUUCUUCCCAGGCUGCCUUGUUCUUUGUUCCCUAGAGCUUUCCCCACUCUUAGGAUCAGUAUGUCCAUGAAUCUUGCCUUGAACCUAGUAUUUGUUAUGCCUAAUAUGUUAGCCUGUCUGUUGAAGUUAUCCUGACGUUCAUGAGGGCUGGCCGGCCCCCUCUAGUCCACCGGGGGCCCCCUCCGAGAGUAACUUCGAUUUCUCCUAAGGUGGGUCCAUUUGGAAACUCCCCCUCUUGCUUCCAGAAGCAGGUUUUUACACAGAAAGAGUUGUUUGACCUCACAAAAAGCUCCCAAGUGCUGAUGUCCUUCUGGAGUCUGGAUCAUCUACGAGACAAAGGUCCAUGUAUAUAUGACUCAAGUACAUGAAUCAUUUAUUUUUCAAUACUCAUGGGGAGGGAGGACGAGGGAAGGGAUGUGUCUUUGUGUGUAUGGGGGGGUGAUUUUUAAGUGACCUAUAUAAUUACGGUGAUAAUCUAACUAAAUGAACAUUAGUCGGAGUCUUUGGCUCUGCUCAUUACUGCCAUAAGCGCCAAACUAGUCUCGAGGUCAGAAUGGGCUGUGAGGAGUUUAUUAGUUGGAAAAGCAGUCCAAUGAGAGAUGGAACUAGUUGGUGUCCAUUCCACAUCCCAGUAUUCAAACCUGUCAUAGUGAAAAGUCGCCAUCCCUUGACCUUUUAGGCUGUGGAGGUGGGGUGUCCAUGUCGUGUCUGUGGAGGCGUCCGGUGGAUAAAGUGCCCAUGAGUGUCACUGUUUAGGUUGAAAGUCAUGUUGUAAAAAAAAAAAAUUGGUAAAUAACAUGGAUAUUUAUUUGGGGCCCAGAUGUGCUCCAGACACUAUUUAUUCUUACUGUUCAUAACCUAAUUGCACUUUAGAAUUUCUGUACUGAUCCAAUGAGUUCUUAACUAUAUUGCAUGCCCUCCUUUCUGCCAGGUAAUGUGUGUAUGAUAUGAUGACAGGAUAAUGAAUGCUUUGUUUCAGGUCGAGUGGCCAGAAACACUUUUCUCUCUGUGUCCCUUUGAGUUAUGGCAACAACAUCUCCAGUUUUCUUUUCACAUGCCUAGAGGAAAUAACAGCCCUCUCUUUUCCAAGUGACAAGCAGUGAUCCCCCUAAGUACCACUUUGUCACGUGAAAAUCAGACAUGUGUAGAGAGAAGCCAGCGACUCUGUGCGUGCCAGAGAGAUGAAUAAGCAGUGCUUUUGUUGCUGGCAGUCAUGCUUAGGAAAGGCAGGGCUGCAGGCUUCACCCAGCUUUUCUGUUCUUGCCUCUAGGUUUAUUUGUACCAUGGUCAGGGAGCAUCAUUGGGGUAGAGGUAUGCCUCAUUGCCUCAGCCCUGACAGAUCCUGUGGGGCUUUGUAGGCUAGGAUCCUCAAAAUAGGUUUUGGGAGAUUUACACCAAUAGUCAGGCUCUUAAUGGGAGUUAAAAGAAUUUUCUAAACCCAAGUCCAGUCUUAAGCUAGGACUAGGGAAUUGGAAUUAGUGCCUGGAGAAAUGCAGUCAAAAGAAUAGAUUUAAUUUUAGCCUAUGGGCUUCUGCUAGUUGUCUGGAUGGAUGGGAUACUCAUAGUCUUUUGCUGUGUAUUAAAGGAUCUUGAAGUUAUUCUUGUCAUCAAAAAGCUUACUAUCCCCUGCAUCCUAGACAGGCAAUCAGCAAAAGUCAAUUGAAGCCCAGAGGUUAAGAGUAAGUCUGUUGUUUUGAUUGGUUCUCUCUUGGUGUUGUCUCAAAGACCUUGGCCCCAGCCAGCUUUCUGACGUGGAAUUAGAACAUCCUUUCACCAUUGAUUGAGAGCCUUUGUGCCUAAGACACAUUUCAUGAACUCUCUCUAACACUUCAGCUCCCAUAACUCUUACUAACUGGUAGAUAAAUAAACUUAAGAGCAAGGACAAAAGGACCAAGUGAAGUCCACAGGAUUCCACGCUGGCCUUUGUUCUACAUUUUUGCCCAGCUUUAUCAUUCAGAUGGGUCAGGGACAAUGAAAGGUUUAACAUAUUCUGGUCACCCUGAAAAUAUUCAUCUCUCUACACUCAUUAGAUGGAAGAAACAAAAUUGAACUUUGUGUAUUACAUGCGUAGCACUGAUGUGUCUUCUAUACAUUCAUUAGUAAUUAAAAAAUGAGAAAAAAAGAGUAACAAAUUACAGCUCAAGUCUAAGCCCGCUAAAAGGACGGAUGUCAUGCAUGUGGGGUGCCAUGGAUCUAUUCUUGCUUUAUUUAGCCAAGGAAGAAAACCUGAAAUCUGGAGCCUGGCUUGCUCCUGUGAGGUCACUCUAUGGGCGGUGCCCUGGGUGGCCAGCCCCAGUUGGUACACAUUAAAGGAGACAUUAGCGGCUAAAGUCGAUACUUUUUGUAGGUGGCACCAAAGGUACAUGGCGGAAAACGUUCAGUAUUGAACAAAUUGAUCUAUUUUUUAUUUGUUCAGACUCGAACUUUUUUCUUUUCUUUUUAAACUGGAUUACAAAGUCUUAAUGCUUAACAAAAGUCUUAAUUAAGUUCAGGUUCCUUAAAGAUACUGUUUUACAACCUACUGCAGGGCCAGUCCGUUGUAGAGAAGUUGGAAUAUACUGUUACCAGAGUUUUAAAAGAAAAUGUUUUUAGACUAUGAGAAAUUCUAAUAAUAAAGCUAUAUUUCUGAGUAA
Monodelphis domestica (gray short-tailed opossum) is the source of this 5622-nucleotide messenger RNA. RefSeq names its product zinc finger protein 365 (gene ZNF365). Gene Ontology annotation, biological process: regulation of double-strand break repair via homologous recombination; regulation of DNA strand resection involved in replication fork processing; telomere maintenance. The record is from RefSeq and is a predicted model, not a curated record. NCBI's taxonomy places the organism in Eukaryota, Metazoa, Chordata, Mammalia, Didelphimorphia, Didelphidae.